AUGCCACCCCAUCUCAUAUCAAUUUCAUAUCCAUUGGAAACGAAAUACGCCAACGCCAACGAAAUCCCAACCAUGGAACAAAUAGCUGUCAUCCUCUUAUCGUUCGUCCUUGCAGCUGGGUUCCUACUGGUGAUUCUAAGUUGUGCUUUAUGGGCAAAUUGGUUACCUCUCUUAGUCGCCCUCACAUUUAUCCUCGCUCCUGUACCCAAUUCAAUCUGCUCCAGAUGCGCUAGAGCAGAUGAUCUAAGCCCUGAAUACAAUUCAGCUUAUGUCGAUUUUGGUAGAUUCUUGACUGGGAUGCUUGUUACAACCGGACUUUCAUUACCUGUCCUCUUGGCACAUUCGAAAUUGAUCCAACCUGCAGCAUGUUGGAUGUCGAUUGCAGGAGGUGGUUUAGUCUAUGGCACAAUCUUAGUUUAUUCAGGUUGGUUCGGUGGCAGUUCAGAUGAUGAAGGUUGGUAG
Messenger RNA from Kwoniella shivajii, 462 nucleotides. RefSeq lists its product as uncharacterized. Lineage: Eukaryota; Fungi; Basidiomycota; Tremellomycetes; Tremellales; Cryptococcaceae. Gene Ontology annotation, cellular component: Vps55/Vps68 complex; endosome. Bases 1 to 462 code for a protein of 153 amino acids. The transcript has 3 exons. The record is from RefSeq and is a predicted model, not a curated record. Gene Ontology annotation, biological process: late endosome to vacuole transport via multivesicular body sorting pathway.